GUCUGAGUGACAUGGGUUGCAACCUACAGGAGGCCCGUGGGGCGGUACGGCGCGCGGCGCCCGUAGUGCGAACCAUGGGAGGCGGCUGGUGGUGGGCUCGGGCCGCUCGCCUGGCCCGUCUCCGCUUCCGGAGGUCGCUACUGCUGCCUCAGCGGCCCCGGAGCGGGGGCGCUCGGGGGUCCUUCGCCCCCGGCCACGGCCCCCGCGCCGGGGCUUCGCCGCCCCCAGUGUCCGAGCUGGACCGUGCGGACGCCUGGCUCCUCCGAAAGGCGCACGAGACAGCCUUUCUCUCCUGGUUCCGCAAUGGCCUCCUGGCGUCUGGCAUCGGAGUCAUCUCCUUCAUGCAGAGUGACAUGGGUCGGGAAGCAGCAUAUGGCUUCUUCCUGCUGGGCGGCCUGUGCGUGGUGUGGGGCAGUGCCUCGUACGCGGUGGGCCUGGCGGCGCUGCGAGGGCCCAUGCAGCUGACGCUGGGGGGCGCGGCCGUGGGCGUGGGCACCGUGCUUGCCGCCAGCCUGCUCUGGGCGUGCGCAGUGGGCCUCUACAUGGGGCAGCUGGAGCUGGACGUGGAGCUGGUGCCCGAGGACGACGGGACGGCCUCCGCGGAAGGCCCUGAUGAGGCGGGUCGGCCGCCACCCGAGUGAACGACACGGCCAUGGGGCCUGGCAGGCGCUGGACGACAGCGCCCGAGGACUGGGACAUUAAAACCUGACCUCCCCUCCUCCA
This is a messenger RNA of Rhinopithecus roxellana (golden snub-nosed monkey), 723 nucleotides long. It is a transcript of the gene TMEM160, whose product is annotated as transmembrane protein 160. NCBI's taxonomy places the organism in Eukaryota, Metazoa, Chordata, Mammalia, Primates, Cercopithecidae. The transcript has 3 exons. The coding region runs from base 12 to 641 and encodes 209 amino acids. The record is from RefSeq and is a predicted model, not a curated record.